This is a messenger RNA of Nicotiana tabacum (common tobacco), 1899 nucleotides long. Lineage: Eukaryota; Viridiplantae; Streptophyta; Magnoliopsida; Solanales; Solanaceae. The record is from RefSeq and is a predicted model, not a curated record.
AUGCAUAAUAAGGUAUUGCUUCCUGAGUAUCAGCUUUUCUUUGAACUAGUCAAUAAGGUGCUCUUACCUCAUUCUGAGAGACGAUCUAUUGCUACAAAAUCGGAUAUGGUAUUAAUGGAAGCACUUGAUAAGUUUGUCCCAAUCAAUUUGCCAGCAAUCAUGAUAGAUCAUAUGCAAAAGUUGGUUAACUUUAAAGAAAGAGUUGGUGGAAGCAUCUCGACCAUUUCUCAGAUGAUCAACGCUCAAAAUGUAGCUUCUGAAGAGAUCAGAAGGUUGAGGGCUCGAAAUGCCAUACUGGAAACUCAGCUCAAUCAAGCAGUUAAAGGACCUGAUUCUGUUAAUGAAGAAGUUGCACGACUGACAAAGGAAAAUGAUAAACUUCACGCACAAUUACUUGAAGAACAACUGUCUGCAAAUGCUCGACUGGACCUGGGGGAAGAAUAUAAGAUUCAGGGGGGAACUUUGUGUGGGAAUAUCAUAUUUCAGGAGAGCCCUAAGAUUAAGGGGGAACUUUGUGUAGUUUCUGGUUGGGAUCCAGUGUGGGAUAUAACUCAACUCUUCAGAGUAGGAGGAAUAGUUGAGGGAACAGGUCCCUACAAGUUCCCGAGGAGACUGUAUGAAGUCAAAUCUCCAGCAGGAAAGUUGUUGCCUACACACGCUAUUGUACAAGAACAGUGCAACAAUCAACUUUCUGUGGAAGGUUUUUUACCUGCCUUGCUUACAUCAUUUCUAUUGGUUACAGUGGGAACUGAUAGAGAAUCCGGUUCUCUAUACAGUCUGGGAUGUUCAGAGAAAUCUGAAGUCCUACUCUUCAAAGAAAUUGAUGGCAUUAGCAAAUAUUUAAUUGAUACAUAUUAUAGUUUUGUUAAUGAUAAAGAUGCCCUAAUCAUAGAGCUAGGAGAUGCUGAACAAUCUAAAGAUGAUUUGAUGGUAGUGGUUGUUGACUUGAAGGAAACCAUAGAGUACCUUAGAAAAGAAAAAAAUAAUCUAGUAGAGAAAAUUACAACUACUGAGAAAGAAAGGGAUGAUAUGGUAGUUUCCAUUGUAGAUUUAAGGGAACAAGUGGAAGAAGUAACUAGAGAACAUAACCUAUUGAAAAAACAAACAAAAAAAUGGAUGGACAACACUGAGGGAGAGGAAGUGGCUAGUGAGGCUCAACUUGAGCUUAAGAAAGUUAAAACAAAUCUUGUUGCUGAGCUUGAAAAAAAUAGACAACUUCAGGAGGAUUUAAAAAGGGUUAAAAAUGAUCUUGAUAAGUCACUUAAAUGGACCCGGUCCUCUGAUGUAAUAAUGUCUAUAUAUAGUAGUAAUGGUGGAAACAGGCAAGGCAUCGGGUUUCAAAAGGCUAAAACCUCCUAUAAUCCCUAUAGAAAGUAUGUAACUGUGGAUGAUAAUAGGUUGUGUACUCAUUGUGGUCAAAUUGGUCAUUACAAGGACUCUUGUAAAGUUAAAAUUCAGUCCUUGCAGAAAAAUAAAGUUUUUGUUGAAAAGAGGCGUACUGAUGAGGAACCUGGUUCCCAGAAAAGAAAAUAUGUGUUGCCUGCAUGGGCAAAAAGAAGGGAUCUUAGCUGUCUGAGUGCUGUUAAUGAUAAUGUUGAGCUAUGGCACAAAAGGCUGGGUUAUGCAAGUUUCACACUGCUGAACAAAUUAGUUAAGAAGGACCUGGUUCGUGGUCUGCUCAAUUCAAGUUUCAAGGAUCAUAGGAUAGAGCCUAAGAAUAUCAAGGAAGCAUUUAAAGAUGUUGACUGGAUUACAACUAUGCAAGAAGAGCUCUGUCAACUUGAGAGGAACAGUGUGUGGAACCUGGUUCCACGACCUGCUUACAGAACUGUUAUAGGAGCAAGACUCCCCGUGCUUGAAAUCAGGAAGGAACCUACUCAUUGUGCAGAUCUAUGUUGA